AUGUCGAUUCGCUCGCCUUCCCUCUCUUCUUUCAAUACUCCUCAAUCUGUCCAUCGUAACCUCAUCUUCUUGGACGUAAUUUCCACGAUGGCCGACGAUAUUAUCGUAACCUCCCCCCACCCGCGCCCCGUCGACGAUCCCAUGGAUACGUCUCCAGAUCCAAACGCGGCUGGUUCCCAGGUCGAGAAAAGGCGUUGCGAAGACGAGCCUUCAAUAACCCAACCCACUAAAGUGACGAAGUCAGAUCAUCGGUCCUUCGAAGUAGACUACCAUCGCUACAAAGUGGACCAACUCCAAAAUCAGCUCAAAAAACGGGAUGACACGAUCGUGCAACUACGAAAUCAACUUAACAAACGGGAUGAUAGGAUCGCGCACAAGACUCAAGGAUUAGUGCACAACGGCGGAAUCAUGAGGCGAUUACGUCAUGACCUCGGAAUCACCACCAUACAACUCUCCAAUGCUAUGGAAAUAAUAGAACAUAUGAAAAAUGAAAACACCCACUCGCAAGAUGCAGGGCUCCGACUCAAUGUCAAAUUAGCUCUGGAGCAACACCAACUCAGCGAGGAGGUCAAGACUUUGAACGAGGCCCUUGAGAGGAAGACCGCGAUGUUAGAGGAGAGGACGAAGGAAUUGGAACAAAAGAAGAAAUUACUUGGGGAAAGGCGGCCUUCACACCUUGAAUCAGGCGAUUGGAACGGAAUGACGAAGGCGCAAGCCACGAAAGCUACGGAGUUGACCCAAAAAAUGAUUGAUCUGACAGAGCAGCGAGACGAUAUCGUGAACGAGGUGGAAGAAAUAUCUAAGGGGUGGAAUGAGCUGCUCACCGAAAAGAAGGAAGAGGCACUCAACAUGAAGAUCCAUAAUACAGCAUCGAUUGCAGCACUAAAGGUUGCGCAUAAAAUGGAGUCUAGCUCUUUAGCAGACACCAUUCAAAUGUGGAAGAAAAAGACUGCAGAAAUGGAACGCUUGCAUGAAAAGGAAAAACAGGAUGGUUUUCAGGCUCUCAAAGAGGUUGAGUGCAGGAACUGCUCAGCCCUCCAAGGACAGAGCGCUACGGAAGUACUCGCUGCAUUGAAGGCAGAAAGAGACCUCAAUACUAAGCUCAAGGCAGACGCCGAGGUAAAUCUACUCACGACAUCGACACCGACCUCAACUGAAGAGCUCACGCCGUUUCAGGUCGAGCUGAGAAACAAGGUUUCCGAAAGGACAAAAGAACUGGAGGAGAAGAAUAUGAAGCUGGUGGCAGAUUUACAGAAAGCGACAGAGAACGCAGAGACCCAAAAUGUUGAGCUAGAUUCUCUCAAGAAUGAAAUGUCUCAGUUGGAUCGGGAGAGGAAGGAUCGCAGCACCGAGAUCACCAACCUCAGUGAACAGUUAGAGGCGAGUGCUCUCAAGAAGAUACCGUGCGGGAACUGUUCGGAACUACGAGGACAGAGUGCUGUGGAGGUACUCGCUGCAUUGAAGGCAGAAAGAGACCUCAAUACUAAGCUCAAGGCAGACACCGAGGUAAAUCUACUCACGACAUCGACACCGACCUCAACUGAAGAGCUCACUCCGUUUCAGGUCGAGCUGAGAAACAAGGUUUCCGAAAGGACGAAAGAACUGGAGGAGAAGACCACAAAGCUGGAGGCAGACAUCCGGAAAGCAAAGGAAAAUGCACAGAUUCGAGACAAGACUUCGCAGGCUGAGCUAGGGUCCCUCGAGCAAGAAAAGUCUCGGCUGCAAGAGAAGGACUUGGAACGCUCGAAAGAAAUCAAUGCACUCAAAGACCAGUUGCAGACCCCCACGAACGACCACUCCCUCUGCGAGCAACGAUAUAAGGAAUUGGAUAAUGACUACAUGUCCGCUAAGGAUAAAUAUAUUAAAGAGAAGGUUUCUCAUCUGGCAACGCAGAGGCAAUACAGCGACGUUAAACGCAACCUCGACGACCUUGCGGUCGACAAGGCAAGAUUGGGCCGGCAAAUGGAGCAGUUAAAGCGAGAUUCAGACGGAAGUCAACGCACAGACCAAGAUAUGAACAAUCUCGCCGACGAACUAGCUGAUAUUAAGGUUGAAUUGAAGGAAGCCCACCAGACAAUUCAGCGCCUGAAAGGCAAAGAGGCCGCUCCCCCACCUAUCGAUUCUAGUGAAGAAAUCAGCCGUUUACGUCGCGAGUUGGAGGAAGCGAACCAGAAAUUGAACGCUAUCCCGCCAACUAACGACACAGUGUGGCAGGCGCUCAGAAGAGGGAAGCGGAUAGCGAAACUAGGUCGACAAACUGUGAUUGACGAGGUCAGAGCGGCUGAGAAGGCCCGGCCAACUUACCAACUUCUCGGGCCGGUAGCGGCUACUACACCCGAUGAUUCAGGAAACGCAGGCGACGACGAGCUGGAAGACAACGAUCCAUCUCUGAAUGAGGGAGACGAGUCUGACGAAAGUAAAGUCUACUGCAAAUAUGCUCAAAUGCAUCCACAGGAUCACUCAGGCGACACUGAAAACCAGCAUAAGAACGAAAUGAAUUCACUAUGCCGCCAAGUUAUACUCGAAUGCCUGAAUGGAGAUCGUGCCAUGGACUUGUUUUUGGGGGAUCCAGUGUCUCACGAACGUCUGGAGCUGUUCAAGCGGGAUCCAGCCAAAUACGGACCCAAAGUCCACAAGACGUGGCUUGAUAAAAAUGGUUAUACCGACACAGCUCAGCUCAGAGCGUCAGCGUGGAACGAAAAUUUAAAGUACAAGCUCAAAGUGCUGCUGGAGCACAUCGUCGCCAACUGUCCGGACAAAGCGCGCUUUGGGCCAAGUCCACUUAUCUACUGGGGAGACAUGCUACAGGAUCGAUUCACUGCCCUUUAUUCUGACGUGGUCAGGGCUCUUCCACGAUCAAAGGCGGAAGCGAACAAUCAGGAACUCGUGAAGAGCCGUCUCUACGAGGACAACAUCAAGCGCAACGUCCGUAAUGGAAGAGUGGGGUUCCGGCGUGCGAAGUUCGACGCAAGGAUGAAGAUCUCGAAUGACAUGAUCGCGAUUUCAGAUGGUAGGGAGGACCAGAAAGCGGUCGAAUUCUGGAAGUAUGUCAGCGAUGUGACUGAAGUCCUCGGGAUGGAUGGUAUGUCGGACGAAGAGAAGGAUGUGGAGGAAGUGAUGGGUACGAUGUCCGGGGUAACAAGUCAAAAUGACAUCGUGAAGGUUCUGAAGCUUCCAUGGCGUCAUUCGCUGAUCAAUGCACUAUACAAGUCGAUGGACGAGAUCAAGAAGUACGAGGAGCUGGUUGUUCGUUCCACAGGCUCAAUGCGCAGGACAUGCGUGGAUCAGAUAUCCACCCGAAGGACACCGAUCAAACUUCCUCUCUCAGUUUUUGCGGACGGGUUUUUGGUGAAUAUGAGGGACUAUGAACGAGACAAGCUCAAGCUCUCAGGACAUUUCGUCGUCCGAGACUUCAGAUACGAGGCACCAAAAGAUAGUUCUGCAUGA
Marasmius oreades (fairy-ring Marasmius) is the source of this 3447-nucleotide messenger RNA. RefSeq lists its product as uncharacterized. The coding region runs from base 1 to 3447 and encodes 1148 amino acids. NCBI's taxonomy places the organism in Eukaryota, Fungi, Basidiomycota, Agaricomycetes, Agaricales, Marasmiaceae. The record is from RefSeq and is a predicted model, not a curated record. The transcript is spliced from 21 exons.